This is a messenger RNA of Pteronotus mesoamericanus, 2326 nucleotides long. It is a transcript of the gene SH2D3A, whose product is annotated as SH2 domain containing 3A. Gene Ontology annotation, molecular function: guanyl-nucleotide exchange factor activity; phosphotyrosine residue binding. Gene Ontology annotation, biological process: positive regulation of peptidyl-serine phosphorylation; small GTPase-mediated signal transduction. The transcript is spliced from 10 exons. Bases 106 to 1830 code for a protein of 574 amino acids. NCBI's taxonomy places the organism in Eukaryota, Metazoa, Chordata, Mammalia, Chiroptera, Mormoopidae. The record is from RefSeq and is a predicted model, not a curated record.
CCCCAGCCUCUAGGGAGCUCCGCGGCUACCCUCCCAGACGUGGAAGACUGUGGCCUGCUGGAAGUGCAGAACUCAGCCCCAGCAUCCACUACCUCCAAAAGCUCUAUGCAGGUGCCACGAGAUGGAGAGGACUUUGCCAACCAAACCUGGUACCACGGUCCCCUGUCCCGCCAGAAGGCAGAGGCUCUUCUUCAGCAAGAUGGUGACUUCUUGGUUCGUGCAUCUCCGUCCCGCGGGGGCCACCCUGUGAUCUCCUGCCGCUGGCAGGGCUCAGCACUACACUUCGAGGUGCUCCGUGUGGCCUUGCGUCCCCGGCCAGGCCGGCCCACCUCCCUCUUUCAGCUGGAAGAUGAACGUUUCUCAAGCCUGCCCGCCCUGGUUCGCAGCUAUGUGACUGGCCAGCGCCCACUGACCCAAGCUACAGGGGCUGUGGCCUCCAGGCCGGUGAUGCGGGAAGGGCCCAUUCGACGCAGCUGGAGUGAGGACACCCUCCUAGACAGCCAGACUCAGAGAGAGCGCCUCAGGGCUAGGAAGUGGAGUGACAGCCAGCCUACAGGUUUGGAGCAAGCUGGGCGGUCAAGAGAAGGCCGCUAUGAACCAGGAGCCUCUGCUAUGCCCACACUUGCGCUGUCUCGCAUGGGUAGUGACCCUGAGUUGCUGAAGACCCUGACUCCCCUGGGAUUCAUUGCUGGCAGCCUCAGGGCCUCGGAUGGGCAGCUUCUUGCCAAGGUGCCAACCAAGCCACCUCAAACACCCUCACUGGUGCUGCCUGAUGCCUCUGGACAACCCCCAGUGGACUGUCAGCCGAUAUGCCAAGUGUCCAGUGCCCAGGGAACACCCCCUGGCCACAGCUGCCCACGGCCAGAAGCCCCAUGGUGGGAGGCCCAGGAGGAGGAGGAGGAGAGGUGUUUUGCAAAACCAGAGGCAGAGGUCUCUUUCUGCCCCCCUGACACCCCCUCCAGCCUGCUGGGUCCCCAGAAUCGGCCCCUACAACCUGAAGUCCUGUGUGCUCUCCGAGGCCUAUUCCUGGAGCACCAUGCUGGGAGCAUUGCUCGCCACCUACUAUUGGCAGACUGCCAGGCUGCUGGCCUACUGGGAGUGACCAAAGUUCAGCAGGAUGCCAUGGGGGUUGCUUCUGGCCUGGAGCUGCUCACACUUCCCCAUGGCCAUCGCUUGAGGUCAGAACUGCUGGAAAGGCACGAGGUGCUGGUGCUGGCCGGCGCACUGGCGGUGCUAGGCUGCACAGGAUCGCUGAAGGAGCGCACAGCUGCCCUGAGAGGCCUGGUGGAUCUGGCACUGGCGCUGCGGCCAGGGGCGGCAGGGGACCUGCCUGGAUUGGCAGCGGUCAUGGGCGCCCUGCUCAUGCCCCAGGUGUCCCGGCUGGAACGCACGUGGCGCCAGCUCCGACGGAGCCACACCGAGGCCGCGCUGGCCUUCGAGCAGAAGCUCAAGCCGCUGAUGCGGGCGCUGGAUGAGGGCACCGGACCCUGCGACCCUGGCGAGGUGGCGCUACCUCACAUAGUACCCGUGGUGCGCCUGUUGGAGGGCGAGGAACUCCCGGGGCCGCUGGACCGGAGCUGCGAGCAGCUGCUGCGCACUCUGCAGGGGGCGCGUCACAUGGCCCAGGACGCACCCAAAUUCCGUCAGGCCGCGGCCCGGCGGCUACGAGGAUUCCGGCCCAACCCGGAGCUGCAGGAGGCCCUGACCACUGACUUCGUGCGGAGGCUGCUUUGGGGGAGUUGGGACGAGGGAGCGCCACGAGCUGCUCGUCUGGAGAAGUUUCAGCACAUCCUCAGUGUCCUGUCGCAGCGCCUGGAGCCUGACUGCUGAGAGUGCAGACCCCUUUCUUCAUACUGGGACACUCAAGACUUCUGGGGACCCCAGCAGGAGACCAAGGAAGUCAUCCCAGGCUGCUCACACAGCCAAGCAGGGUGAGGACCCACACCCUGGCUUGGAGAGGGAAAAGGGCCAUGUUUGUAAGAACCCACCCUGCUCCCUAAAAACAGACAGGGAUCCUGGGGUGAGGGGCAGCCUCCUCCUCUGCACUAGAAGAUGCAGGUAUAUGGAGGCCUUGGCUGCCGCUCCCUCUCCUUCUCCCUCUCCCACCCCCACCCAUAUCCCACAAAUGGUGAACAUGCAGCUUCUAAUAAGAGAACUUGCAGACUAAGAGGCUGGAGUUCAAAUGCCUUUUAAAAGUUGUGUGACUUAUAGCCCUGACUAGUGUGGCUCAGUGGGUUGGGUGUUAUCCCACAAACCAGGUCGCUGGUUCGACUGCAAGUCAGGGAACAUGCCUGGGUUGUGGGCCAGAUCCCAGGACGGAGGCUUG